CCCCUCAUCAUUUCUGUUUCUCCGCAAAAUGUUGCUCAAAACUUAGCGCUUCUAUUGGUUCUUAUGAUGGGUGAUGAUCUGAAUCAAAGCCUCAAGUGCUUGUGCACAACCCUGUUGAUGUUUCUCUUCAUCUUCCUGAUCUUCUCCUCUCACACUGUUUCUUCUUCACCUUCUUCCUCGACCCAGCAAAUCCAAACCCAAAACGAGCCUCCUUCCAGAGUUCCCAUCAUUCCCACCCAUCAUCACCAAAUGUUCAACCUCAAGAACGGCGAUCCCAUCUUCCAAGAACGCUUCAAGAAGAAGAAGGCCAAGAAGCACAGGAAGAAGACGACCAAGAAGCCGAUCAAGUCUAGGCCUGCUUUGAUCUCUGUGAUGCUCCCAAAGGGUCUUGUCCCACCGUCUCGUUCGUCUCCUUGUCACAACCAAUACCCAACCUCAAUGUCCUUCCGCUGCCAUCUGGGCCAUAAAAAUUGAAACCCCACGCCACACUGUCAUAUAUAUAUAUGUGUGUGUGUGUGUGUGUGUGUGUGUAUGUAUGCAUGCCAUAUAUGCUCUGCAGGGAGCUAAUAAUGUGAUGAUCUUGGUCAGUCCUUUUGAAUUUUCCUCUCGAUUUCGGCUUUUUCAUGUGAGUCUUGUUUCUUUCUCUCUGGCUUCGUUGGAAAAUAGUA
Messenger RNA from Prosopis cineraria, 668 nucleotides. RefSeq lists its product as uncharacterized. NCBI's taxonomy places the organism in Eukaryota, Viridiplantae, Streptophyta, Magnoliopsida, Fabales, Fabaceae. The transcript has a single exon. Bases 64 to 474 code for a protein of 136 amino acids. The record is from RefSeq and is a predicted model, not a curated record.